Messenger RNA from Sinocyclocheilus rhinocerous, 992 nucleotides. RefSeq lists its product as uncharacterized. NCBI's taxonomy places the organism in Eukaryota, Metazoa, Chordata, Actinopteri, Cypriniformes, Cyprinidae. The record is from RefSeq and is a predicted model, not a curated record. The transcript has 10 exons. Bases 1 to 795 code for a protein of 264 amino acids.
AUGCAGAGACUGAACUACCAAUCUUUGGUUGAAAAGACUGAUAAGAAUAAGUGUGUUUUGAGACACAUUCCUUUAGGAUUUAUUGGUUUCAACAAGCCCCCAAUAGAAGGUGACCGAUUACCCCCAGCGUCCAUCACAGUUUCCAUUAAAACCAGUUUGAUCACUUUAUUGUUACUCUACGACACAGAGAAAGAAUCUGUGGGACAAAUACAUGAGCGUCUUGCUGCGGAUGUAGUCUGGAAAUUUACCGUUGCAAAACAGAGACAUAUUGUAUUUCUCGGGCUGGAUCAGGCUGAACUGCGUGUGCAUUAUUUUCCAUGUCUCAUUGUCACAGAUGUUGAAGAUUUCAAGUCCGUCGUGUCGACUCUGAGCGAACACAGCAGACUGGAGAACAUGCUCUCUCUGAAUCACGCUGCUGAUGAACAAACAGGCCAGAAAAUGAACGAAGUGCAUCAGGAACCAGACCUGCUGGCCCUCAAGUUUCUUUAUAGCAACACAGAUGCACCCAAAGACACCACAGAGCCCGUCAGCAGCUCUUCUUCUGGCACAAGCAUGACUCCGCUCCCGGCGUAUCUCUCGGCGUUAGCUGCUAAACCGCGAGCUGCCCCGCGGGGCCCCGGCGCUAUAGAGCAGAUGAGAGCGGAGCUCCGAGAGCUACGAGAUGACCUGGACACGCUGAAGACUCAGCACAAAAACGAGAUCAAACUGCUCCUGAACGAACUGGAUGAAGAAAAGAAGAUGCGUUUGUCACUGCAAAUUGAAGUGGAACGUCUUAAGAAGCACAUGUCCAAGUGAGCCAGCUCUGAUGAAGCCGUCAGACGUCACAGAUACAGACACAGACACGGAGUCUCGGCCAAACUCAAGUGUGCAAUGAAGAACUUACAAAGACUGAGGAAGAACUUUGUAUCAGAACUCCGUGAACAUAUUACUGUAUAAAACACGUUUUGGGUUUGAAACCAUGCACGAUGACUGGAAAGAGAGAGCAACCUAUA